This is a messenger RNA of Histoplasma capsulatum G186AR, 1745 nucleotides long. RefSeq lists its product as uncharacterized. Gene Ontology annotation, biological process: cell division. The transcript has 2 exons. Bases 156 to 1745 code for a protein of 529 amino acids. Gene Ontology annotation, cellular component: plasma membrane. The record is from RefSeq and is a predicted model, not a curated record. NCBI's taxonomy places the organism in Eukaryota, Fungi, Ascomycota, Eurotiomycetes, Onygenales, Ajellomycetaceae.
UGCGAUAGUAUCACCACCCCUGCUGACAUAUUUAUAUCUACCCUGUUGUCUUCAGUCUACGUACGCACGCCAUUAAAUAGCAACUAUUCCUCCCCCCAAGUUGUUAUUUGCCCUAACCCUUUAUAUACACUCAGAACGAGCAGACCUUGGAGAAAAUGUCUCGAGGCCCAUACGACCCUCGUUUGUUCUUCAGCAUUGACAAUAUUCGGGCGUUCCACAUUCAAAAUGGAGAGGAAUCAGAACUCACCACAUCGGGUCCCCAGACCCUUUCCCUCUUGAUGGUCCCGACUUCCUGUCCCUCUACAGAUCCUGAAUUAGCCUCACAGCCACCAGAAGAUGACUUUUACCUCCACCUCCACCUCCCACCGGAGUUGGAUCUGCCCUUGCCCGCAACGACCCAGAUAUACCACCAGCCACCAAACAGCUACCUCAUUCCACGCUGGGACCUAGGCCCAAACGCAGGCGCAUUCACGCGGAUCCAAUUCCCGUCAAUUGGCAGUGGCCCAGGGAAGGUGUCUCAGGAAGAUGUGGAUACCUUCGAAACCAUUCUCGCCCAAUGUACCGCAUUUCUCGAGCGAUCUCCGCCCCCUAAGUUCGCUCCGUAUAACCCUGCCACCUAUGCUCCUGGAGAAGGAUAUGUCGGGUCUGGCGGUGAAAAACAGCCUGCGAAACGCCAACCUGGCCAAAUUGUCCUCAUCGAUGAGGAGAACGGAAGUGUUGUUGGUGAGCUGACGGAUAGUUUCAACAUCGUGGAAGAUGCAGAUGUGAAACAUGGUUCAAAGAGUAUUGUGACCCAUCCCAUAUAUAUCAUCGACAUAUCCCAGCUGCUCCCAACCGAAGGGCAAGGAAACAAUAUAUCUGUCCAUAAUGUCUCUGACGAAUAUCUGCAAACAGCAAGGCAUCCUGCCUAUGCGAAAUCUACCAUUGUUCAGACGUCUGCAACAGCCUCGCGGCUUCUGGUUGCUGGUUCCGCAUAUAUUGCCAAGUCCAUACAGUCAGGAGCAAAUACCUUCACCCAGAAAACGAAACCAAAUUCCAAGCCCAUGACAUUUACCCCUACAGCGCAAGCACGUAUGAGGAGAAUCAAUACAUUUUCAAGCAACGCUGCUGGGUUGUCAUCCAAAACCGUCAAUAAGGUUACCAAGGUUGCUCAAAACUUCGGCGCCACUAUUGCAGGCAAGAAAGAUUUAGAUUCUGGGCCCAGAGGUUUCGACGAGAACGGCCGACCGAUAUACCACUCCAAGCCCGGGAUUUUGAACAAAUCUUUGAUCGCCUUCUCGACGAUUGCAGAUGGCAUUGACCAAGGUGCCAAACAGCUUCUCCACUCAGGACAGCUCGCUGCGACUACGGUAGUCGGCCACCGCUACGGCCCAGACGCGGCAAAGUUCACGUCGGAGCUCACUGGUGGCGUCAAAAACGUUGGUCUGGUGUACAUCGACGCGGCGGGAGUGUCUCGCAAAGCAGUCCUCAAAUCUGUUGCGAAAGGAAUGGUUGUUGGGCGCAUGAAAGAUGGACAGCAGAUUGUCGUUAGCGACGGCGAUGCGCCCUCUGUGAAAUAUCCCGGCAUUCCGGGGCAAAAACCUCCGCCGUUCAUGAGAUCCGGGACCAGCCAGAGUCUUUCUGGGCUUACCCCUGGAAACGCUUAUCUUCCUCGCGGUUCGUCUCCGUCUCCUACUCCGCCGCCUGCCUAUGGCUCGCAGAGCGGGCGAUCCCUUGGCGGGACUACGUUGCGAAAUGGCAAAUAG